CUCUCUCUCUCUCUCUUUCUCUCUCUCUCUCUCUCUCUCUCUCUCUCUCUCUCUCUCUCUCUCUCUCUCUCUCUCUCUCGCUCUCUCUCGCUCUCUCUCGCUCUCUCUCUCUCUCUCUCUCUCUCUCUCUCUCUCUCUCUCUCUCUCGCGCGCGCGCGGCUGAAGCAAGGACGCACAUCCAUGUGGAGUGGUCCGCGGAGGUUUUCUCCAGUUUCCUGCGGACAGUGUGGAAAAUGUUCCAUUUCCUGAAUAUUUGAGGAGUGACGACAACUUUCUGUCUGAAGAGGGGAGGAAAGGGGGAUGCAAACAGUUUUGUGUGCAGCCUGGAGCAGCAGCGGCACCGGGCGCGCGACGGAGACGGAGCGAUGUUGCCAGCGGAGAUGCUGACAUUCCUGCCCGCGGAUGGUGCAGCUCGGUCGGGCUGCUCGCGGAGCCUAUGGACGGCUGUGAUUGGACCGGACACGGACUGGGGCUGACUGGUUUUGUUUGAGGGGAAAUGUUGAAGGGAUCAUGAGUUCCUGGCAAGGCUUGGAGGUGCCAGUGUUUAACGAGCAACCUGUUUCCAAAGAGGACAACAUGAGGAUUUGUCUUUCCAGGAUUUCAAAAACAAAACCCUAAGGCGCUCUUUUCACCAGAAAUAGAAAUGUAAACGUUUUCUGCCUUUUUGACACGUAUUUAAAGAUCAAAUUAAUGUUUUGCACUAAAGUUUUAAACACAAUGGAUUUAAAACACCAGACUUUUACUCUGAAGUCCCAGCUUCCCCUGAUGGAACAUUACAGCAACUAUUUCAGAUAAGAUUUUUUUUAAACUAUAAAAUGUACUGAUGCCAUGCAACAUGGCUUGGAUGUGGGUUGUAUGCUUUUUACUGCCGCUCUUUGCCCCGGGGACGGCUUUCUCGGGGGUCUUCAACGCCACAGACAGAGACGUUUUCACGGAUGACUUGCUCCAGGUCAAGCUCAUACAAGACAGAGGAGUGACUGAGCAGUGGAAGCACCGCUCUGCUGAUUCCCAUCCCAACCUGUAUUUUAACCAAGUGGAUGUCUUGCACUUGAGGCAAAGGUCCUCCACCACCCACGGUCACAUUUUUAAAGUCAUCCGGGCAGCUGUUAUCACCAUGUUGUCCAAUGUCCCCUUUUACAUGCCUCCUGUGAAACACGAGGAGUUUACAAGCAAGUGGAACGAAAUUUAUGGGAACAACCUGCCCCCGCUGGCUCUCUACUGCCUGCUGUGCCCCGAGGACUCCGCUGCCCUGCAGUUUCUUAUAAAGUUUAUGGAUAGGAUGGCUGACUACCCGGACUGGAAGGUGACCAGUGCGCCGAACGAUGAAGUCCCCAUGGCACACUCUCUAACUGGGUUUGCCACUGCUUAUGACUUUAUUUACUCCUUCUUGGAUGAGCACAGGAAGGAUAUUUACCUCAAGAAAAUUCAUUCAGAGACAGAAGCACUUUAUGAGCUUUCAAAGUACAGAGCAUGGGGGAAACAGUACCUCCAAAAUCAUCAAACCACUAAUAUUUUGGCUGUUCUGACUGGUGCGAUAGUUGUGGGUUCACACAAUUACCCAGAGUCAAUGAUAUGGAAACAAGUAGCAGUGAACUACAUGGAGAAAACGAUGUUUCUGCUGAACCAUGUGGUCGAUGGGUCUUUGGAUGAGGGAGUAGCCUACGGAAGCUACACGGCUAAAUCCAUCAUGCAGUAUGUCUUUUUAGCCCAGCGCCAUUUCAAUAUCAAUAACGUGCAAAACAACUGGCUGCAAGGGCACUUCUGGUUUUAUUACGCCACUCUCCUGCCAGGAUUUCAGAGAACGAUUGGCAUUGCAGACUCCAACUAUAACUGGUUCUACGGUCCAGAGAGCCAGCUCGUUUUCCUCGACACAUUCGUCAUGAAGAAUGGGACAGGGAAUUGGCUGGCUCAACAGAUUAGAAAGCACAGGCCAAAGGAUGGUCCCAUGGGGCAGUCUUCUGCCCAGCGCUGGGCCACAUUACACACCGAGUACAUCUGGUUCGACUCCCACCUCACGCCACAACCUCCACAUGACUUUGGCAAAGCAAGGAUGCAUAUUUUUUCUAACUGGGGGGUGGUUACUUUUGGAGCAGGGCUUCCCAGUGGCCAAAAUAAUACUUUUGUGUCCUUUAAGUCCGGCAGGCUGGGUGGGCGAGCAGUUUAUGACAUUGUUCAUGACAAGCCUUACUCCUGGGUGGAUGGCUGGAACAGCUUUAACCCCGGCCAUGAGCAUCCAGAUCAGAACUCUUUCACAUUUGCCCCUAACGGACAAGUGUUUGUGUCUGAAGCACUUUAUGGUCCAAAAUACAGCUAUUUAAACAACGUACUGGUGUUUAGUCCGUCUCCAACUAGCCAGUGUAACAGUCCUUGGGAGGGUCAAUUGGGGGAAUGCGCCAAGUGGUUGCGUUGGACCGACGAAGGCGUGGGGGAUGCCAGAGGUGAAGUGAUUGUUGCUUCUUCACAUGGGGACACUAUGUUUGUGAGUGGAGAAGCCGUGUCAGCGUAUUCCCCUGCCAUGAAGUUAAAGAGCGUUUUCAGAGCCCUGGUUCUGCUCAACUCACAGACUCUUUUAGUGCUCGACCAUGUGGAGAAGCGGGACAAUUCGCCCGUGGCGUCUCUCAGUGCCUUUUUUCACAAUCUUGACAUCGACUUCAAAUACGUCCCCUUCAGAUUUAUGGACAGGUUCAAUGGCGCGAUGAUGGAUGUGUGGGAUGCUCAUUAUAAAAUGUUUUGGUUUGACAGCCGGGGUCACAGUCCUGAUACCAGGAUACAGGAAGCCGAGCAGGCGGCAGAGUUUAAAAAGAGGUGGACUCAGUACGUCAAUGUCACUUUUCAGAUGACAAGCUCAGUCAGCAGGGUGGCUUACGUGUUGCAUGGGCCGUAUGUUAAGGUGUCUAACUGUAGAUUUAUAGAGAGCAGCAAAAAUGGGGUGAGACUUUCGUUAACCAUAAAUAACACAGAGAAGAUUGUCUCAGUAGUUACAAACUAUAAAGACAUCGGGGCAAGGUCGGCUUUUAUCGGAUUUGGUGGUCACUGUAAAAUCGAGGAUAGAUAUCAGAUCAUUAGGUUCGGCCUCGGAUCACAACUCAUCCCUAAACAAAUUACCAGUGAUAGUCAGCUGUUUGACAUUGGCUUCACAGUUAAUGUGGUGGCAGGGGUUGUCCUCUGCGUGGCCAUCGGAUUUUUGACCAUGCAGAGAAAGUUUUAUGUGUGCUUCAGCAGGCUGAUGCGCUACGCCCUACUCUCUGUGCUCAUUCUCUGGAUAGUCGAGCUGCUGUUUUUAUCCAACAGCUGCGAUCAGCUCCUCUGUGGGGUAAAAUGGAAAGGCGCUGAUGCCAAAAGUGAAAUAAACAAACAAAUCAGGUUGUAUGAGCUGCAACGUCUCCCCCUCCCUACCGUUGUUUUAACAUCCCUACCCGGAUCGGGGUCAGAAAUACUCAAGCACCUUUUCUACAAUAACUCGGACUUUGUCUACAUAAGGGUUCCGACAGAACACGUGGACAUUCCUGAGACAGAGUUUGAGUUUGACUCUCUCGUUGACAGCUGUGAGUGGUCGAGGACAGAUGCUGCACAUGGCCGGUUUAAGAUUAUUCAGGGCUGGCUGCAUUCUCUGGUGCACAACACAAAAUUGCAUUUGCAAAAUAUUCAGCUUGUAGAGGGCAGCAGGGUCAGACAGCUCCAGAGAGUCAACCCAUCUAGAGACAGAAAGAAAAGAUCCAGGCGAAAAGAACAACCUGCAUCUGAGCUGAAGGGCAAACUGAGGACCAGCCUGGACAGGGACGCUGAGUACAUACGGGAGAUGAAACGCCAUGUUGCAGAGUACCCUAACGCUCGGGUGGUCCUCAACAUGCGGAGUGGAAGUUGGACACUAAAGCUUCCUUAUAUUCAGGAAGUGGUGGGCCCUUCUCUGAGGACGAUCUUUUUGGUUCGAGACCCUCGUGCGUGGAUUUAUCUCAUGGUUUAUAACAGUAAACCUAGCCUUUACUCACUGAAAAACAUCCCACAGCACCUUUCCUUGAUGUUCAAGGAGGAUUCUGGCUGUCCAGCUGUUGCCUCAGAGUUUAAAAUCAUCCAGCGGCUGCUGUCCCGUUCCGAGACAAACCCUGUUCUGAUUCUGGCUUAUCUGUGGCUUGCUCACACAGCGGCAGCUCUCCGGGUCACUGUGAGUCUCCCAGAGGAAUCGUACCUCCAGGUGAGGUUUGAGGAUGUCGUCAGCUUCCCUCAGGAGACGGCAGAGACCAUACACACUUUCCUGGGGGUGCCUGUGUCACCCGCAGCUCUCAAUCAGCUUAUAUUCACCACCUCCACGAACCUGUACAACCUCAUGUACGAGGGGGACAUCUCACCAGCCACCAUCAACGUCUGGAGGCAGAAAAUGCCUCGUAAGGAUGUCAGACUGAUAGAGGACAUAUGUGGAGGGGUGUUGAAGAGGUUGGGUUAUCCCAGGUCUGCCAGUUAACUGAUGCUUAGAGAGAGAGCUGUCCAGUUUACUGUAGCUGCCAGUCAGACAUUUUUUCUUUUGCACUGAUAUUCAUUUUUUAAAAACAGCUGAGGAACUUCUGUCGGCGUCCACGUGUUUGCUCUCAGUGGGGGGUGUUUACGGACGUCUGCGAGGGAAGAAUACUUAAUUUUCAAAAGUUGGUGGGAGAGAGCUUACGCUGUUUACCCCCCAGCGGAUGCUCGUGUUUACCCAUAGCGCUCGUCCGUCGAGUCCGACAUGCAGUGGAUUAUCACUCAACUUCAGGAUAAAUGUCGUAGAUUAUUUACUGUUUUAGUUCAAGAUUUUCCACUGCGACUUUGUGGUGUCAAAGAAAUGUUUGUGCAUAUUUCAUGUUGGUAUUUAUUCACCGUUUUCCUAUUUUGUUUCUCGCCUGGAGAUUAUUUACCAAAAAAAUGUGGUGUAAGAUGUUUUAGAUCAGUUUUACUAUCAAACCUUGUAAUUUUUCCCUUUAAAUUGUAUGAAAAAAUGCUGCAAACCAAGGGAGAAAUGGGAAUUUAUUGAUAGAAACAAAUAUGAUAUGAUUGUAUUUUUAUUACAUGAGUAGACAGAUUUUAUUUUAAAGCUCUAAGAUGUCACGAUGUGGUUCAGCACUUUUGCAGGGACUCUUUAGACUGAUUGUAUACAGGAGUCUACAUUUUCUGAAGCUACUUUUUACUGUAAUGUCCUAAAUUAGCUUGGAAUGAAACCUCUGAAGAUAUAAGGUCUAGGAGAAUGUGCGUGAGAAGUAUUUAUGGGUUCCAAAGACACAUAUCCCAAAGGAUGGAGAAUGAAUAUGAUUAUUCUAAUGACUCCCUUUAGCAUUUAUUGAAUCAGAGGGAAGUGCUUAAUGGGGAUCAAACUAAAUAAAAAGGAGAGAAAACUGUCAGCCCUGGCACAUUUCUAGUCAAUGAAAUUUUAAAGCUUUCCCUUCAGCGACUCAUAUUAAUCUGCAAAAUGCAUAACUGAGGCUGUAUUUUAUUGUGGUGAAACCUUCUUUCUAAAGAACCAGAGGAAAUGCAAACAGCCCAAGUUUCCAGUUCCUGAAGCAUUCACCCAGUCAGCUGAUGGGUUUUAUUCAUAUUUUUAGUAAAGAGUAAAUCGGGCUCUGCAAUAAACACUGACUUAUGAGUAUAGCUUAAAAAAAGAGAAAGAGACCAUUUCUGCUCUGUGACGUUAAACAGUUGCUUUGAUGUCGUCUCACUUGAAGGGAUUUUUCAGUUAUUUUUGAAGUGUGUUUUUGUAAAAGUUAUAAAUAAUGACUCUUACCCGUUAUGGGUAGCUUCCUGAAUUUGGAGAAACAGAGUUUACAUUUGACAGGACUAAGCAACCAGCUCAUAUCAAUGCUAAAUCACAAACCUUUACGGUAGCAUCAAUGUUGCGGUUCGUUGUUGCUUAAGCUGAAUUAUAAGGUUAUUAAGAGAAAUUUGUAUCCGGAGACACCGGUGAAUCCAAAAGUCAUUGUCAGUGUAAAGGUUUAAAAAUAUAUUACUGCAUGAAAUGUUGUCACAUUUUGGACAUUAUAGCAGUUUACAGAAAAUAAUGAGCGUGCGAGUAGCGUUGACUCAAAUAGUACAGAUGUGCUUUCCGGAAAAAUUCCCAUCAUUGCUACCAUCGUAAAAGAGCCCCAGUCUCCUGAAUUUCACAUUGAUUUACUUUAGCAUGAUUUUACAGCAACACAAAUUUAGCACAUACAUAUUUUUUAAGCAUAAAUGUUAAAGGUGUGGUUCGCUGAAAAAUUAUUUUUUAUCAUUAUUUCUGAUUAUGAUCAGUCACUCAGAGUUUUUCAUGCAGGCUGAACAUGAAAACAGUCUCCUACACCUAUCUCCUGCAUUAGCUUCUGAUAGAAAAUAGACGUUGAAACUCUAGGAUUAGAAAAUCCUGACCGAUCUAUGUCACACUGUCACUUAACAUUCAUGGAGUCGCCCAUCUUGACUCGACGGGGAAGGCUGUUGUUGGUUUAGCGCUCAGGAAACAGCAAAGAAAAUCUUGGCUAGUAGAAGCUAACUGUUAGUAUUAGCAACUCCACCACACAGCAGAACUCCUCCAGGCUUGUGUUAUUUGUGGAGACAAAACAUCAACGUUGCUAAAGAAAACAGAGUUAGCAAUAGAGUUGUGUUGCUGUUAGCCAAUCAGGAGCGAGAUGUCCAAAUAUCAGGAAUUAAGACCAAAUCAGCUCAGCUGUGAUGUGACUCACUUUUACUUUCUGAAACAGGUACACUGGAGCAUUUCUUCCCCCGGAGUACAACUCACAAGCCAUUCAUUCCUACUAGAAAUCCCUGCAGAAGUAUUGAUUAAAUGAGUGAACCACACCUUUAGGAAGUUCAUACGGGACUCGAUCAAUAGAUGUUACGUUUUGUUGCUGCUGGUCUUAUUUGGAAUUGGACAAGCAGUUAACUCAUCAAUCCUGUUGGGCAUAGACUUUAUUUCCAGCUAAAUGUGUAAUAUUAUAGCUUACACAGAAACCCGUUUCAGAAUGGACGAGUUAUCCCUUUAAACAUUUUUGUUACUCUAAAACGAUCACGUGUAACAUGCAGAUGGUGAGCUCAUUUUUAGUUCCAUCCAUGAAUACAAAGGAACAAAAAUGGUAAUCGUUUAUUUGUUCUCGUGUGGACACAGGAACCCUCGGCUGGUUGGAAACCCCGUUUGAUGUUUGUGGUCUUUGAAUGUGUAAACUUGGCAGACAUGCUUUCACUUUGGUGUUGCAAUCCUGUUACCAACUCUGUUUUUGUAUUUGCUCGUGGGGAUAUGGUUCCUUGCUUCUGUGGCCUUGAAUUACAAUCAUUUCCUUAUAAAGUAUUGCUGUGGGUUCUGGCACAGGAGGUAGCGAUGAUGUUAAGAAAAAUAAUAAAUACACGAAUAUAUUCACAAUCA
Messenger RNA from Nothobranchius furzeri (turquoise killifish), 7351 nucleotides. Its product is annotated as dermatan sulfate epimerase like. Lineage: Eukaryota; Metazoa; Chordata; Actinopteri; Cyprinodontiformes; Nothobranchiidae. The record is from RefSeq and is a predicted model, not a curated record. Gene Ontology annotation, molecular function: chondroitin-glucuronate 5-epimerase activity.